GAAUCGCCCGCAGUUUUAGACUUGUUCAAUCAGAAGCGACAUUCAGGGGACGGCCAAUCAGAACUCGGAGGAGCUCUGAGGGCGCAAGCGGAGCGGAGGGGAGGAGACGCCCGCUCCUUCGGUCGGAGACUCGGCAGACGCUGGGGCACCGCGGCGCAAGGAGGACGGGGUUAGGAAGGGAGGGGCCCUGGCUGGGAGUCGCCUGUCCGCUCGUUCUUUCCCGGAGAGAUUCGUCAGCGCAGCACGGGCUGAGACUCUGAAGAACCAGUAUUUACAAGACACCAGACUGCAGUUGGGCAUUUUGAGAUGUCUGGCUCAUAUGAUGAUUCUUUUGGAGAAGAGGUUUCUAGUGAUAGCUUCUGGGAGGUUGGAAACUAUAAGCGGACAGUAAAACGCAUUGAUGAUGGUCACAGACUUUGCACUGAUCUCAUGAACUGCAUUCAUGAGCGUGCAAGGAUAGAAAAGGGAUAUGCUCAGCAAUUAACAGAAUGGGCUAAAAGGUGGAAACAACUUGUAGAAAAAGGACCACAGUACGGGACUGUUGAAAAGUCUUGGCAUGCACUUAUGAUUGAAGCAGAAAAAGUGAGUGAACUACACCUAGAAGUAAAAGCUUCUUUAAUGAAUGAAGAUUUUGAAAAGAUAAAGAACUGGCAGAAGGAUUCUUUUCAUAAGCAAAUGAUAGGUGGAUUCAAAGAAAGCAAGGAAGCUGAAGAUGGAUUUAGGAAAGCUCAAAAACCAUGGGCCAAAAAGCUAAAAGAGGUGGAAGCUGCUAAGAAAGCAUAUCAUGUGGCCUGCAAGGAAGAAAAACUUGCUGUAUCCAGAGAGGCAAAUAGCAAAGCUGAUCCAGCCCUGAAUCCAGAGCAGCUAAAAAAACUGCAGGACAAAGUGGAAAAAAGUAAACAGGAUGUUCUUAAGACAAAGGAGAAGUAUGAAAAAUCUCUAAAAGACCUGGAUAGUACUACACCUCAAUAUAUGGAAAACAUGGAGCAAGUUUUUGAACAGUGUCAACAAUUUGAGGAAAAACGCCUCCGUUUCUUCCGAGAAGUAUUGUUGGAAGUUCAGAAACAUCUUGACUUGUCUACUGUUCCAAGCUAUAAAAAUAUUUAUCGUGAGUUGGAGCAGAACAUUAAAGCUGCAGAUGCUGUUGAAGAUCUAAGGUGGUUCAGAGCUAAUCAUGGUCCAGGCAUGUCAAUGAACUGGCCACAGUUUGAGGAGUGGUCAGCUGAUCUUAAUCGCACUCUCAGUAGAAGAGAGAAGAAAAAGGCUACAGAUGGAGUGACUCUGACUGGUAUUAACCAGACAGGAGAUCAAGUUUCACAGCAUAAUAAAAAUAGCAGUAACCUUAGUGUCCCGAGUAACACAGUGCAGUCAGUACAGUCAAGUUACAAUCCCUUUGAAGAUGAAGAGGAUACUGGAAGUACUGUCAGUGAAAAGGAGGACAAUAAAAUCAAAAAUGUUAGCAGCUAUGAGAAGAACCAAAGUUAUGGCGCAGAUUGGUCUGAUGAAGAGACCAACAAUCCAUUUUCAUCCAAUGAUGCCCAAGGAGAAAACAAUCCAUUUGAUGAUACCUCCUCUACAGUGGAGGUGAGAGUACGAGCACUGUAUGAUUAUGAAGGUCAAGAGCAUGAUGAACUCAGCUUCAAGACAGGAGAAGAAUUGACUAAAAUUGAAGAUGAAGAUGAACAAGGUUGGUGUAAAGGUCGCCUGGACAAUGGACAAGUUGGCCUCUAUCCAGCAAACUAUGUAGAACCAAUCCAGUGACAGAUAAUUCUGAAAGUGUCAGCCAGUAUGAAGCUUGUGGCUCACAGUGAGGGGAACUGUAAUGUAUAUAUAUUUCUUUUAAUGCAAUUGAUGGAUUGAUAUUUUGUGCCUGGGAAAUCAUCUAACUGUUCAGACUGGAACUGGGAAAAGGUAGGCACCCAACAAGCAAGACAAAACAACCAGAACAGAAUUUACAAUGUAGUACAGCAAGAAAAUGAUCCUUUUAGUAUAUAUUGACAACUUAGUAUUUUAUCAUGACAUCCGUAUAUUAUUUCAGAAUUUGCUAAAUUAAUGUGUCAUUCCCAGUAUUCUGGGUGGUGGCUUAUGUUAGCUCUUCUUUGAUCAGUUAUUUUAAGUGACCUUGAGUAAUUUGCAACUUGAUUUUUAAAAAAAAAAACUGCAAUUUUGUAUAUGUUCUUAGCAAUAUUUGGAAGAUGCAUUUUUAUUUAAAGAAUGUCUAAUCAGCUAUUUUCAUGUCUAGUUUAUCAACUACUACUUAAAUUAUGACUUGUAUGUAUUCCCAGUCCAGAGUGUACUGUCAGCUUUUUCAUGUUCUCAGCAUGGCUCAGUGAUAUAAAAGGCCAUAUUAUGUCUCUUACAGAAUAUUGUAGCAGAAUUGUCUGCAAAUAUUAAAGUUUGGGUUUCUCUUUAGAAUUCAGUUGAUGGUUUUGAAACCUGAAAUAUGACUUUCCUGAAUGAUGACUUCAGGUAGAUUUUUUAAAAAUGGAAUAUUUAAACCUAUUUCCACCGUAUUCUUGCUGAGAAACUUAAAUUUUGCAAGUUGUUAAUGAUUUUGAGUGAUUUGGAAAGUUAAGCAUAUAUGAAGAUUAUUUUUUCAAUGUAAAAUAGAUGAAUGCUUUUUUAUUGAUAUGCUCUUUAGGUUGUUUAUAUGUAUAUAUAAGUUGAUAUUCAGAAAUUUAAAGAGCAUGUCUUAAUUAGCAAGCCUGUUGUCUAUGCAUAUUUUGGAUAGAGUCUAGCACCAGUAAAUCAGUGUGAAUUUGCUGUCGACUUCAAUGGGAGGUGGAUUGAAGCUUUAGAAUAAGCUAAGCAAUUUAAAUUAUAGACACAUUUAGAUUUGCUUUGUUAUUCCAUACUUGUUUAGAUGCAAAGUAGAUCAGCUGCUCAAUGCAUUCUGCAGUGUAAUCUGGGUGUAGCAAACAGAGGAGUCCUCACAGGCUUAACUGUCCAGUUUCCCUACUCUUUCAGUAUCAAGUCCUGGCAUGGUGUGGGACACCUUGCACAUCCUAAUCAGCUCCUCCUGAAUCUUCAUGGUCAAGGACUGCAAAUUUGAUCUAACUUUCUUUGAGUGGUGCAUUGGAGGGGGAUUUUGGACUCAUGUACAAGGCUACCUAUUACUUCCUGUAAUGGUUUAGUACACUGAAUGUGUGCUAGAGUGGGGAUAGAACCAGGCUUUUUCAUGUGCUGUUGAGCUCCUUCUGCAGACUCUGCAGCUGUAGCACAUUGGAGUGAUGCGUAAGUACUCUGUGAUCUGGAUUCUCGCUUAAGGUGAACACAGUAGUUGCAUCCUAAAAUUUACAGUAAAAUUGUGGAACCAAAUGCAAACUAGCAUUAGCCCCACCAUAGUUUAUUGUAGCAGAACACUGUAAAACCUUCUACUUGUUUGCAACUGCGAAUCAGCUGUAAAAGUGUCAAUUUCUAUACAACUGCAAGAAGUAUACAUUGCUGGAUUGUGAACAUGUUAGAACAAGUUGCUUUAUAGAAAAUCAAAAUCCUUAUCAGGUAAGUAGAUUAGGAAGCUACACUGUAAUUGAAAUAACAUUUUGGUAAUUAAAAUACUGUAAUGCUCCCUGGUUAUUCCAAUUGGAGAUUGGGGUAUUUAUUAACACCUGAAGUUCUAUUGUAUAAUGUUGAGUACUGAAUCUCUGUCAUGAUGAUAUUUCAGGGUAAUUGUAUAGAAAUUUAAGGUCUGUCACAAAUGGUCAGGAAUAAGAUCCUGGAAUAUUUUUUUCUGUAUGCAACACUAUUUUAAAAAUAAUAAAACAUUACUGAACACAA
Varanus komodoensis (Komodo dragon) is the source of this 3777-nucleotide messenger RNA. RefSeq names its product protein kinase C and casein kinase substrate in neurons 2 (gene PACSIN2). Gene Ontology annotation, biological process: regulation of endocytosis; actin cytoskeleton organization; plasma membrane tubulation. NCBI's taxonomy places the organism in Eukaryota, Metazoa, Chordata, Lepidosauria, Squamata, Varanidae. Gene Ontology annotation, cellular component: plasma membrane; endosome; cytoplasm. Gene Ontology annotation, molecular function: phospholipid binding; protein binding. Bases 307 to 1761 code for a protein of 484 amino acids. The record is from RefSeq and is a predicted model, not a curated record. The transcript has 11 exons.